Molecule: messenger RNA, 7581 nt
Organism: Homalodisca vitripennis (glassy-winged sharpshooter)
Lineage: Eukaryota; Metazoa; Arthropoda; Insecta; Hemiptera; Cicadellidae
Gene: PDZ-GEF
Product: rap guanine nucleotide exchange factor 2
Exons: 24
Coding region: 248-5065 (1605 amino acids)
Biological process (GO): positive regulation of GTPase activity; Ras protein signal transduction
Cellular component (GO): apical plasma membrane; plasma membrane
Molecular function (GO): protein binding; guanyl-nucleotide exchange factor activity
Source: RefSeq, a predicted model, not a curated record
UGCAAGGUGCGACCGUGCCGUGCGUGUCACGCGUGCGUGCGUGCGUGUGCGUGCGCGACAUUCCUAGCACAUGGAUACACGAGGAUCCCUGCCGAUAGGAAUGAUGGUACGUGAGUGAACAUUUUUUAUAUAAAGAUGUCACCAGCGUGCUUAAGAAAGAGCGCGAAUGUCCUGGAGCGAUGAGCGGCGGUAGAGAGUCGCGGCGCCCUCCCCGGCGGCCGUAGCGAGCCAGAGGCCAGACAGGGAAAUGCGUAAGCACUGCGAACAGCUGGGGAGGCGGUUGAGGCAGCAGGACGAAGAGCGGCGCCAUCAGGAGAUGGUGGAGGCGAGCAAAAAGAGAGAGGGGACAAGUACGCCGCCCUGCGGUAGUCCACGAAAGAGCAGGCAACACUUACUGGACCCCAUCAGGAGAUGGAAUUCCUUCCACAAUUCCAGAGACAGAAAGAAUCAGAGACAGGCUCUACCUUACCUCCAGACGCUGGAAAUGUUCAGGAAGCAGCACGUCCAGCAAGAAUCUUCGACCACUAGAAGCUCGGAUGUGUUCGCGAGUAUUUGCGCCGAGAUGGCGAAAGACCCCAACAGCACCUACCAGCCGAUGUUACCUCAAGGGUCUGAAUCUCUAGAGAAAGCCUCGAGAGUGUUGGGUACAAACAUCGCCAACGAGCUGAUCGCUUUGUCCCUAGCAAACCUGAAAGAGGCGGCUAAGAGUCCCACGAGGAAGCAGUUUUCCAGUCCGAACCUGAUUGAUCCCACGAGAAACAGUCCGCGAUGUAGACGGACGUCUUCGGACAGCUAUCCCAUAGAUUUUUCUGGUGAGAGGUACUCCACGCCUAAAGCGAUAACGAAGACCUUCUCGACGAGCAAUCCAGAAGAUCUGCCUAACCAUAAGACGGGUAUUUCUAUCCCGAAGUUGUCUGUCAGUGAGAUCCCGCAGUCCCCUCACACGCCUCACACCAGCGAUUCAUCGACUUCUGGACUAGCCGAAUCUCUGAGGAAGACCUCGUCCUCCUCCACUGUAUCAUCGACGUCCUCCAAGACCGUGCCCAGGGUACUCGCUCUGAGAACGGAAUCUGCUAGUGAACUUCUCGCGGCAUCCCCGCUUUCUUCCUCUCUACCCUCAGACGUUGGGCUAACCCCACCAUGCGCCCCUCAGAUGCCACGGCGCCGGUUCUCCGUCUGUUUCGGCAAGCGGACAGGAGGCAGCGCUCGCCGGCCUAACGAGUGUUUCGUCUUGGAGCCGUCCGAGAUGAUUGUGAUUGACUAUCCAGAAGUUCAGACUGCCAGGGGGGUGGGCAAUCCUCGACUGCCCCCCACCAUGGACCGUGGAGGGGUUAAUCUUGUGUUUGACGAUUCCUUUGCCCGACCAGAGUUGUACCAGAAGUCUAAUCGCAGCUCUCACUCAUCGGACACUAGCUCUGCGUACAGUGGAUCUGAUACUAUGACCUCGGUACACAGCUCUGUUGAGGCAGAUGACGUAGACCUCAGCGGGCUGGUAGAGAGCGUUGUAGAUUCUGAUGAAGAGGAUUUAGCAGAAAGCACUGACAGCCUAACACUCCAAAGAGACUCUCUACGGGAAUGUCUUGAGAAGGACCCCUCGGAGCGGACAGAAGAAGACAUAGAGAUCCUGUUAGAGUUAACACAACACCUGAAAGCCUUCACCAACAUGACACUGGCUGUGAGACGGGCUCUGUGUAGUGUAAUGGUGUUUGCGGUGGUAGAGAAGGCUGGGACAGUGGUGAUGAACGACGGUGAAGAGUUGGACUCGUGGAGUGUGCUCAUCAAUGGUCAUGUGGAGGUGGAGCACAGUAAUGGCCAUGUCGAACACUUGCAAAUGGGUGACAGUUUUGGUAUCCUGCCGACAAUGGACCGAUUGUACCACCGCGGGGUGAUGCGGACCAAGUGUGACGAUUGUCAGUUCGUUUGUAUCACACAACAGGACUACUACAAGAUACAGCACCAGGGUGAGGAGAACACAAGGCGACAUGAGGAGAAUGGAGCUCUAGUCAUGGUGACAGAGCAGCGGGGUGCUCUGGAGGGGGGCCGGCGAGGUCCUGUCGUCAUCAGGGCAACCCCUGAGAAGCUGAUGCUGCAACUGGUGGAGGAGAACUCAGUAAUAGACCCAACAUAUGUUGAAGACUUCCUUUUGACCUACCGUACCUUCAUUGACAGUUCAGGGCUAGUCACCAAUCAGCUUUUGCAGUGGUUCACAGAGCCCAGUUGCCGUGACAGGGUAACCCGUGUGGUACUGCUAUGGGUUAACAACCACUUCACUGAUUUUGAGACGGACCCACUCAUGAUGGAGUUUCUGGAGCUGUUUGAGGCAGGGUUGGAGCGUGAGAGCAUGACCGGACAACUGCGAUUGCUGAACAUCGCAUGUGCCACCAAGGCUCGAUCUCGUUGUGUCACUCUGGCCCGGCCUAGCCGAGACGAGGUGCUACACUUCUCUGUACUCGGUGGUUACGAGCGAGGCUUUGGCAUCUUCAUCUCCAAGGUGGACAAAAGGUCAAGGGCAGAGGAUGUUGGACUGAAGCGUGGAGACCAAAUACUGGAGGUGAAUGGUCAGAGUUUUGAUCAUGUGAGUCAUGCCCGAGCCCUCGAGAUACUGAGAAGCACUACACACCUGAGCAUCACAGUCAAGUCUAAUCUGCUAGCAUUUAAAGAGAUGCUCCAGACUCCUGACACAUCGCCUAGGGCAAGAGUACGCAAAACUAACGAGAUUGCACGGCUACAGGCUGACCCUCGCGCAAGACUAGAUGUGCCACCGCCUCCGCCUCCUCCACCUGCUCCUGUGCCUCCUUCACCUUCCAAGCUGCCUGCCCCACCCUCCACAGCUACCCCUAACAAGGCCGGGGGUUUCAUGACUCUUGGGCCCAAGAAACGACUCCAGAAAGCUCUCAUAAAGAUGAACAUACUUCCUAAAAACACUAUCACGGAUGGCACUGUGUGUGAUGACGUGACAAUCACGCACCAUCAUGGCGGUGGGCAGACUACGCUCUACCACAGCAACCCCGACCUCAUGUCCAUCUGUUACGAUGACCUCAGAGUGUCAGACUAUCCGGAACAUGUGCUCAAAGUUUACAAGUCUGAUCAGACCUGCAAGUACCUGCUAGUCCAUAAGGAGACGACAGCCCACGAGGUAGUGAUGUUAGCUCUACAAGAGUUCGGCAUGACAGAGCCCAGUUCCCACUUCUCCCUGUGUGAGGUGAGCGUUGCUGAGGGUGGCAUCAUCAAGCAGAAGAGGCUGCCAGACCAGCUACAGAAUCUUGCAGAGAGGAUAGGGCUCAGUAGUAGGUACUACCUGAAGACCAAUGGCUGCACAGAGACACUGGUGGGAGAUGACCUGGCCUCGGAGUUGGUACGAGAGAGUCAGGUACACUUCCUGCAGCUAAACGCUGUUGAGGUGGCGGUACAGUUGACGCUACAAGACUUCAGCAUCUUCCGCCAGAUUGAGAGCACUGAGUAUGUUGAUGACCUAUUUGAGCUGAAGAGCAGAUACGGAACUCCCAUGCUUUCGCAGUUUGCAGAGCUGGUGAACAGAGAAAUGUUUUGGGUGGUGACUGAAGUAUGCUCUGAACAUAACCUAGUCAGAAGAUCAAAAAUUAUCAAACAGUUUAUAAAAGUUGCAAGACAGUGCAAAGAGUGCAAGAACUUUAACUCAAUGUUUGCCAUCGUAUCGGGACUGGGCCACGGAGCUGUUAGCAGACUUCGGCUCAGCUGGGAGAAGCUGCCGUCCAAAUACCAACGGUUGUUUAGUGAUCUGCAGGAUCUCAUGGACCCCUCCCGCAACAUGAGCAAAUACCGGCAGCUGGUUAGCAGUGAGCAGUCCCAGCCCCCGAUAAUCCCAUUCUAUCCAGUGGUGAAGAAGGAUCUGACGUUUAUCCAUCUAGGAAAUGACUCUCGGGUGGAGAAUCUGGUGAACUUUGAAAAGCUACGGAUGAUCGCUAAGGAGGUCCGGACACUUACGAAUAUGUGUUCUUCUCCUUACGAUCUGCUUACUAUGCUGGAGCUGGGUGGGCAUCCGGCGUCCAGUGCCAUGGCAGCUCUUAACCAGCUGACCAACCAGACUGCACCAGGCGGUGCUACUGUAAAACGACGUAAAAAGUCCACCGCUGCACCUAAUCCAAAGAAGAUGUUUGAGGAGGCCCAGAUGGUACGCAGAGUGAAGGCAUAUCUGAACAAGAUGCGGGUGACGACUGAUGAGGACAAGUUGCACGAGUUGUCACUGGCAUGUGAAGGUGGGACCAGCAGCGGUCGGACGGGUGGUGACCACUCGGCCCCUGGCUCUGCACCGCCACGCAAACGGAAUCCUUCACCCACGUUGUCCACCACAAGCAGCGCCAGCUCAGCUAGCGAAGGCAGAAAACCCACCGCACCCAAAUUUGGGUCAGCAUCACCACAGUCUGUGAGGAAGCUACUGUCGCUGAGUGAAACCAGCAAGACGCGUCCACACCAGCCCCGCCACCCGCCCCAUCCACUUGCAUCCCCUGCACCAUCCCCCGGCUCACCCCGCCGGCUGGGUGGAGGCAGGGGACACUCCCACGAGCGCUCGCACUCCGAUACACCACCUGUACCCCUUCUCUAUCACCCGGACCACCCUCCACCAUUGCUCAGCUCUGUGGAUCUGAACGCAGAGAGUAGCAGCGUUACCAGUCUCUCCAACCUGCCUCUGCGCAAGACUCUCACCUCAGGUUCGGUGACUUCUAGUGAUUCUGGUCAUUCCACUCAGCUGGACUCCCAUUCCAACAGUUCUGUGGAGGCAGGAGGUAUUGGGGGCACCUCACCUCCACACCGGCGUCACUCUGUCAUGCAACCCCCAGGCUAUGUAGCAGUGAGGCCACCUUUCCCGCAUGCUGUGCCAGUGUUGCCACCUCUACCACACCCACCAGUGUGUGGAGUACCACGCCUGCGCCACCAGCCGCCACCCGUCUACAGCGUGGCAGCGCAGCUGGCGGCCAGACAGCACCGGCUGGGCCGCGCACACUCACAUGAGGGCGUAACUUCUCAUCACCCCCACUACCCUCAUGAUGAGGACGAUGACGAAGACGUGCAAGUGUCCGCAGUCUGAGCCCAACUGAUCAACGAAUUUACUACUCAGUCACUACUUUAGUUGUCGUUGCAUGGUUGUCGUACGUCGCUCCCCUACCCCACAUUCCAGGCAGCCCAGUGUAUAGUAUAAUAAUGUAUCAGUUAGAUGAGUGUCACGCCUAAAAUUUCGUUUUUGAUAUUCAACAGGUUUUCAACCUUUUUGAAAGUAGUUGCGGAUCUGCCAUUAAUAUGAGAGCUUCCCAUCUUUCUUCCUCAUGAAUAAUGAAUACAGUUUGUACCAUGAAAGCAUUUAUUGACCAAAAUGUGGCCUGCCUUAUCCUUCAAUCCUUCCUCCCACCCGACUCACAAUACUUUGUUUUACAAGAAACAUUUAUGACUGUAAUAUAAUCGUAUCCACUUAUGUUGAAGUGCUUAUAAUUUAACCCCACGUUGACAUAAAAAUAUGAUUACAUUUUUUUACCUUAACUUGAUUAAAAUUAAUAUUUUAUUUUCGGUGCCAUUACUUAGAAUGUGUAUAUUAUUUUUGAAAUUUGUAAGAUAAAUAAUUUGAACUAUUAAACCAAAGAAGGACCUGAUCGCUUUGUACAAUCUCAAUAUAUAAAGAAGACUUGGAUAUUUUUUUAUGGUUAAGAAACAUAACAAAUGGAUUUUAUUUUGCGUCUGGUAGAUGUAAAUAAAACAUAGUAACUUGUCAUAGUUUUGUAUGUGUAGUAGGACAGAAUCAGUGGUAUGUGUUAAACUCAGUUUGGAGGCUAGCUUCAAUUUGGAAACUAAUAUGCGAGGUGAGAUUGUCAAUAUUCAAACUACAACUACUCAUUAAUAAAUCAAGUUUACCAAUGUUUUUAGCUGUUUCGGUAUAACAUCAUUUUAUGGGAUUUUAUUUUUGUGCAGUCAAGGCAACAAAGUUUUCGUUAUAUUGUUUUAUGAAAACAAACAUGUUUAAAAGCUAAAGGAGUGAAAACUAGUCAGCUAAUCAAUAAAUGUUGUUGACAUGAAUCAAAAUUUAACAAUAAAUAUUAUGUGUAUUUUAAUGAAAGUUAAUUCCAUUUUGUGAUUAACAGAAGAACAACAUAUCACAGGACGGGUUUCCAAGUUGAAGUAGUAAGUGGAUGAGUCAUCGUGAGCUUACGAAGGCACUCAGUAUAUCAGAACACAUAUCUCAUAGAGUAGGUACUGUGCUCGUCUAAGCUGAUCUUUCUCGCUGUCAGAAUUCAACACAUCACUUGCGUGGUUUGUUACGAUUUUAAUAAUCCAAAACCAAGUCUAUUAAUUUUUAAAUCAAGCAUGUGGCAUGUGGUGAAUAUGUAAUACAUUAUUAAAGAAUUAUAAACAUUUGCCAAUGGAAGGUUUUUAAAUACAUUCUUAGUAACACUUAUCAAUAGCAAAUGUUCUUAAUUCUCAUAUCUCUCAAAUCAUCCAUUGUUAGUAAGGAACUUAAAACAAGGAAGUUUAUAUAAUGUUAGUUUUUAAAUCAGUCAAAAUGCUGCACAAUUAAUGUAUUACACUUGAUCAGUAAAAUGAUGAGAAAAGUUUCCUAAAAAAGUACUUAUUUUUAUUUGAAGGUUAGGUUCCAUUAAUAAAUUAAAAUUUUUUUUGUUAAACUUUGAUUAGUUUGUUUCUAGUAUUGUAAUGAUUUGUGUAACUUUUGACUGAUCGAUUGACAAAGUCAAUCUACCAUUACCGAACAAAGCACUGCAAGUAGAUCAAGCCUAGAGGGCCAGAAAUGUAGGAUCAUUGUAAUGAGUAGCUUGGAAAUAAGUUUAGUUUGUCUAUAUGCAACAGUUUGUAAAGUUUAGUUAAAGACAUGUACAAACAAAAAAGAAAAUUAGUUAUUUGUAUUUAUCUUUGUAUAUUUUUUCCUUUAUACUUUUUUGAACUGUACAAUAUCAGAUUAUUGUUUAUAGAUUCUAUUUAUUCGGGUCGUAUUUAGUCGUUAAGUACAGCCAGCUAUGUUCAUUACUGUGUGAAUUAUUUAUUAUUAUUGUGAUUUAAGUUUCAAGCUUUGUGCUUGGUUUUGCUCUCUUUUUAAUUUAAGUCUUGCCACAAAAAAAGUAAUUUAAUGUAAAAAGAUUUACAAGGACAAUUUUUACUUGAAAUAUUUGAGUGGUAACACGAAACCAAGUUUAUUUAUCCACCUGUUUAUGGUUAAAUGAUCAAAUUGACUGCUACUUUUCUAAUUUAUUAACCGUGUCGUGUAAUACAGUCCUGAUGCUGGUUAUUUUUCAGCAUGUUUCUUUGUGAUAAUUGUAUUUUGUAGAAAAUGUUGAAGUAUUAUAAUCGUUGUUAAAUAUUUGAGGUAUUCACAAUCUAUUGUUUCUAAUUUUAAUAUUAAUUUAUGGUUUAUAUAUUGUUGAUAGCCUUGGACAUUUAUUUUAUUUUUGUUUCUAUAUUGUAUAUACAAUAGUGUAAUUGAGAUUUUGUACAAUUCUAUGGAUACAAUAUGCAGUCAGACCCUUUCUGGAGGUUCGCUGCAUAUAUAGUGUCUGUAUUAUGUUAGUGUAGUAUGAAUGUGAAUAAAGUAUAUCUCAAACUCAA